GAUCGGCGGCCGUGCCGCGGCGGUUGCGAUGGCCAUUGCUCCAUCCCCUUUCCCUCCUGCUCCCACCACUACCACUACUACUCCCGCAGGCGCGCGGAUUCUGUGUCAGACUGUCAGUGUGUAUGAUCACCAACCACGUUGCUUCGGCAGGGAGGCACUGAACCGCAAGCAACCCAGCCCGGGCAGGCCGCGUGCGCAGAGCCACGGCCACCGGGUAGUCGCCGGCGCGCUUACGCGUCGUGCGUCACGGCCUCGGCCGAUGAGUUACCGUGAAGGAACCCAACCGACGGUGGCAGAGCGGCGAGGUUGGUGGCGCUUUGCCAUCGCGGCCGGCGCCGCCGUUGGCUCACAAGCAAGCGAACGCCCUCCUGCCGAGCCCAUCGCCGCGCGCGCCUCCUUUCUUCGCGUUAAAGACCCGUGCGCGCGGCUCACCCAAUGCGCGCCAUAUACUAGUGUUGUGUGGCCGUGGUGCUCUUCUGCUCACCGCACGCCGCGCGACUGCGGAGCUAGCGAGCGAUGGAGCCCCGGUGUUCCGUGCUGGUCCUGGCCCUCGCCCUCGCCGCCACGCUCUCCAUCGCAGGCGGUGGUGACGAUCAACAACUUCCAGAUGUACCGGCAGAUCAUGGCGCCGGGGUGGACGGUGGGGUGGACGUGGGCGAAGAAGGAGGUGAUCUGGUCCAUGGUGGGCGCGCAGGCCACGGAGCAGGGCGACUGCUCCCGCUUCAAGGGCAACAUCCCGCACUGCUGCAAGCGCACCCCCGCCGUCGUCGACCUGCUCCCCGGCGUGCCCUACAACCAGCAGAUCGCCAACUGCUGCCGGGGCGGCGUCAUCAGCGCCUACGGCCAGGACCCCGGCGCCGCCGUCGCCUCGUUCCAGGUCAGCGUCGGCCAGGCCGGCACCACCAACCGCACCGUCAAGGUGCCCAAGAACUUCACGCUGCUCGGGCCCGGCCCCGGGUACACCUGCGGCCCCGCCAAGAUCGUCCCCUCCACCGUCUUCCUCACGCCCGACCGCCGCCGCAAGACCCAGGCUCUCAUGACGUGGAACGUGACGUGCACCUACUCGCAGCACCUGGCGUCCAAGUACCCGUCCUGCUGCGUCUCCUUCUCCUCCUUCUACAACGACACCAUCGUGCCCUGCGCCAAGUGCGCCUGCGGCUGCGAGCACAAGACCUGCGUCCAGGGCGACUCGAAGCGGCCGCUGGCGGUGACGGGGAAGCACGAGCACGCGCACGCGGCGGCGGCGCGCGGGCACCGGGACAAGGAGGCGCCGCUGCUGCAGUGCACGACGCACAUGUGCCCCGUGCGCGUGCACUGGCACGUCAAGCUCAACUACAAGGAGUACUGGCGCGCCAAGAUCGCCAUCACCAACUUCAACUACCGCAUGAACUACACGCAGUGGACGCUCGUCGCGCAGCACCCCAACCUCGACAACAUCACCGAAGUCUUCAGCUUCGACUACAAGCCCGUCGUCGCCUACGGAUCCAUCAAUGACACGGCGAUGUUCUACGGGCUCAAGUACUUCAACGACCACCUGAUGCAGGCGGGGCCGUACGGGAACGUGCAGUCGGAGGUGUUGAUGCGCAAGGACGCCAGCACCUUCACCUUCAGGCAGGGCUGGGCGUUCCCGCGCAAGGUCUACUUCAACGGCGACGAGUGCCAGAUGCCGCCGCCGGACGCCUACCCCUACCUGCCCAACGCCGCCCUGCCGGCCCCCGCGGCGUCGCUGGGCGCCGCAGUGGUGGCCGUCAUGGCGUUCCUGGUUCUGGUCAUGGUAUGAGACAUGAGAAAAACACAGGAGAGCGAUCGACCUAGCGCUAGAAUCGCCCGGCAUGGGGAGAAAAAGACUAAGAUUCUCCUCAAAAAAAGAAAAAGACGACGAUGUUUUGCUCUGUAGAUACAGUCGACGUUUUGGGUUUCAGGAUUGGUUUGGAAUUCCAAGUUUUUGUUUUCUUUCAUUAAGGGCACUAGGGCAGGAGCAUAAUUUUGAAAGAGAAAUCUGUGCAUCUCACGUCAGACAUAAGUCAUAUAGCUAACAGCUAUGCUGGUGCUUGAAUGUGAUGAGAUUGCUGAUAAUCUAUGGCAUCCGCACUCUUUUUAAGUUCACUAUAACUUUUAGUACAAAAUUUUGCAUGAUGCCGGUGGAAACA
This is a messenger RNA of Panicum hallii, 2150 nucleotides long. Its product is annotated as COBRA-like protein 6. The transcript is spliced from 5 exons. The record is from RefSeq and is a predicted model, not a curated record. Gene Ontology annotation, biological process: plant-type cell wall cellulose biosynthetic process; cellulose microfibril organization. Bases 29 to 1780 code for a protein of 583 amino acids. Gene Ontology annotation, cellular component: plasma membrane. NCBI's taxonomy places the organism in Eukaryota, Viridiplantae, Streptophyta, Magnoliopsida, Poales, Poaceae.